Messenger RNA from Fusarium oxysporum Fo47, 933 nucleotides. Its product is annotated as FAD-dependent oxidoreductase. Gene Ontology annotation, biological process: secondary metabolite biosynthetic process. Bases 1 to 933 code for a protein of 310 amino acids. The record is from RefSeq and is a predicted model, not a curated record. Gene Ontology annotation, molecular function: monooxygenase activity. The transcript is spliced from 3 exons. Lineage: Eukaryota; Fungi; Ascomycota; Sordariomycetes; Hypocreales; Nectriaceae.
AUGGCGCCAUCUGUUGAACACCUCAAAUUCCAGAUUCUCAUAGUGGGCGCCGGACCUGUCGAACGACAUCCUCACCUCCAGACCCAAGGUAAUACACCUAUUGUCCAACCAGCCGCCGUACGAGCGUACACGCACAUUGGGCUAGGCGCAGCUCUGGCAUCUAUCAGCAUCACUGGCCAUGGCCUCUAUUCUUGGCCGUAUAAGGACUCCUUCGGGCCUAUAGGUGUUCUCUCUUACGGGAACGUGAAAGCGUUUAUGACUGAGAGGCCAGCUGUGCAACUGAUGGCUUACGAUGCGUCGAUCGUAGCUGGAGUGACUGUUUUGUUCAAUUGUCAAGUCAUCGGGCUAGACCAGAACGCGUUACCCGUCAGAUUGUGGAUGGCAGAUGGCCAAGAAUACACCGUCGACCUCAUAAUUGCAGUGGAUGGAAUCAAGUCCAACAUUCGGCAGAUCAUAUACCCGGAUAGAGCUGUUGAGCCAGUCCCUACUCCCGAGUGCAUCUUCCAAUCCCAGGUACCUAGUCACAUCCUCAAAUCAGACGAUCGCGUGGCUCCCUACCUCGAACUAAAUACUACCCACGGCACACUGGGUCCUAGCAAGUUCUCCAUUUGCCGAGCGACAGUGGAAGGCAACUUCACAAUAACAUCAAUACUUCGAGACAUGUUCAAAGCCUUUCCGGUACCGCAGCGCGCCUACCUGGAGCACGCAAGCAAAUGCACGAAAUGGCGUAUUGCCAUCGCUGCCGAGAUUCCCAAGUGGAUUUGCAAAAGCAGCCGCGUGAUCCUGUCGGCGAUGCCUACUACUUCAGCAGGCAUGCUCCUUAUUAAGCCUAAAUUCACCAUACUGUCCAUAGUAGCCGAAGAGCUCCGCCGGCUUAUAUAUGGGCUACGUUGCUUGCUCUCCGCCUUAAGGCAAUGUUAUACCACAAAUUGA